Messenger RNA from Caenorhabditis briggsae, 906 nucleotides. The transcript is spliced from 4 exons. The coding region runs from base 1 to 906 and encodes 301 amino acids. NCBI's taxonomy places the organism in Eukaryota, Metazoa, Nematoda, Chromadorea, Rhabditida, Rhabditidae. The record is from RefSeq and is a predicted model, not a curated record.
AUGGUAGACGGAUACGAUCUUCUAAUCAAAGCUCAGUUCUCCGAGACAAUGGAUGCAUUGGAAUUCAAUCUAGAAGACGUCCUAGAAUCAAUAGAAGCCGAGAAGAGGUUCGAUGUGAGGGAAAGAUUAUUGGAGAGAAUCGCUUUUCUCAUUUAUCAAGAUUCGAAUUUUGGACUUUUACCGAUUAAUGCACCCACUGAAUCUGUGUCAUCAUGUAUCAAUCGAUUAUGCAAAUCGACAUUCAGUUUUCCCAUUGACCUCCCGAAUCUUCUAGAAUUCUCAUUCGCCUACCCAUCGAGUGCAUGUCUCGCCGAGAAGCUUCUAGAUAGUGAUGAGCGAUUUUUGACGAGUAUUUUGGCAUUAUUGCCGUUGAUCGAGAGCUUAGACCGUUCAUCAGUCUUCCAUCCAGUUUCGGUGUUCCUUGAAUCAAUUCACUUGAUCAACUACGAUUGUGAAGUAUUGAUUGAUUGGCUGAAUUCGGAAUUAGCAGCUUCUUCGCUAAUUUUGAGGGUUCUGAAGUCAAAUUGUAACGUGACUACUAGACAAUUCUGGACUAAUUAUAAGCCAGCAAAAACCCCUCCUUCCACCUACACCACCACUUUUCGCGACGAACCUACUAUCAAAUCGGCCACUUCGAAGCCUAUAAUAUCUUUAAAAAUUAUUGAAAUUGUUGGAGAUCAGGAAAUGACAAAAAACCUCAAUUUACGAGCGAUUGAGACUAAAAAAGUUGCCACCAAGAAGCCGAAAAUUCUGAAAAAUUCGGGGAAAUUCGAGAAAUGGAUUGAGAUGGUUUUGGAGUUAAGGGCGAGAUUACGACGACUUCUAGCAGCGAAUUUGGUGGCAAAAAAGUUGGAUUUGAUCUUGAAGUGGUGUGAUAAAUUUUGUGAUAUUUUUGAUAACGAAUAA